Panicum virgatum (switchgrass) is the source of this 1544-nucleotide messenger RNA. RefSeq lists its product as uncharacterized. The transcript is spliced from 6 exons. The coding region runs from base 1 to 696 and encodes 231 amino acids. NCBI's taxonomy places the organism in Eukaryota, Viridiplantae, Streptophyta, Magnoliopsida, Poales, Poaceae. The record is from RefSeq and is a predicted model, not a curated record.
AUGCCGCCGGGCUCCGACGAGAGAAUGAUGAUUGCCACGGAGACUCCUGAGCCUCUGAUCUCGAUCCAAAUCCUCCGCUCCCCCGCCGCGUUCCCCCCUCGGCCCCUCCCCUCCCUCUUCCCCCGUCGCACCCUCCCCUCCCUUCUCUCCCCUGCAGGCACCUCCUCCAUUGCCACCGGCGGGAGCUCGAGGCCCGGGCGGAGGUGGUCGGCCAGCCGCGGGAGCUCCACGCACGAGCGGAGGUGGCCUGCCGGCGCGGGAGCUCGAUGCGGGGCGAAGGCGCAGGAGCUCCACGCGGCUGGCCGGCAAAGGGGCUCCACGCGCGGGCGUAGGCGGCCUGCCGGCGCGGGAGCUCGCCGACUACCGCGUCGUGCUCUGAUCGAUGUAGGGAAACAACAGCUUAUCAUGGGGAUUUUUAUGCGUGACAAUCCACUGGUAUCUCCUAGUGAAGUAAAUAGACAUCAUUAUACUCUUGCAUUUUUAGGAUCAGGGAGUGAAAGAUUUGCUGGGUCUGGAUCAGAGGAUAUAUGUCACGCAUGGAUAAGAUUUGAAGAGGAGAAUGGCACCUUGGAUGAUUAUGACCUUGCUGUAAAAAAGUGCUUCUUCAAUUCCAGAACAUUAUUCACUGAAGUUUGUGUUAUUGUUCAUGAGGUAUGCCAAAAUUCUGCUAGUGACAUAACACAUGUUCUUUUCUGAUUGUUAUACCAUGUGAUCUUCUUCCCUAUUGUAUCCUCUUUGUAGCUUUGGGAGCUGACAAGCUGUGGUAACUUGUAACAUCAGACUGCAAAUCAAAGUAGGAAGAUUUGUCUAUCUUCAGCUUGACAAAUUUUUAAUAGUGGACUAGAUGACCAACGUUUCCUUUUUUUUUCUAAUGGAGCAAGUCAUUUUAAAUGUAUGUGCUCUAUUUAUUUAUGUACACUGAAAUUGAUUUAUCUAUGUUAUGAGAUGAUAAAUCAGUCUAUCAUCUGAAAUAGUUGCAGUACUGCUAAUCUAAGUUUCAUAUAUUUCAAAAGUUAUUUGGUGAUCGAUGUGUCUCUUUCUGGUAUGCUCAAGCAUAGUGUUACUUAUUGUCAUUCACCUGUUUACAUAUGUACAUGACUAUUUCCUCAUGUCUCAAAAUUAACAAUCAGAUGCAUCUUUUGAUGUGGAAGAAGUUCUAACUCAUCAUCUUAUCUUCUGCAGAAUAAAUGCAACAAAUAGUGGUAAAAUGGCCCACAGGAAUUAUUGGAGAUUAAGAACACGAAGCACCAUCCAUUACUAUUGCAGACGCUUCAUGAUCUCUGUGGCCAUUUGGAUUACUCCUUCACAUCAGUAUGGAAUCUAGAUGGCCAAACAUUCGCCACUGGAAACCAAGACAAGACAUGCAGAGUUGGGACAUCAGGAAUCUCUCCAAAUCACAUGCUGUAUUGGGUGGAUUUGUUUGAGUUCAAUAGAUUAGGACUGCAUUUGUAAUGUAUAUAGUGCAUAAAGCAUGUGAAUCUGUGAUGUAAAGAAUGGAUAAAACAUGUGUGUUUGUGAUAUAUAUAAGAGUAUAUUCGGUCCUC